Molecule: messenger RNA, 2297 nt
Organism: Polypterus senegalus (gray bichir)
Lineage: Eukaryota; Metazoa; Chordata; Cladistia; Polypteriformes; Polypteridae
Product: neuronal acetylcholine receptor subunit alpha-10-like
Exons: 5
Coding region: 270-1829 (519 amino acids)
Biological process (GO): regulation of membrane potential; nervous system process; monoatomic ion transmembrane transport
Cellular component (GO): postsynaptic membrane; neuron projection; synapse
Molecular function (GO): transmembrane signaling receptor activity; acetylcholine-gated monoatomic cation-selective channel activity
Source: RefSeq, a predicted model, not a curated record
GUAUGCUGCUGACAGAGGGCAUGGCCCGAGAGCGAGGGGCUAAUCCGCAGGUUGGGUGAGUGGCCGCAUUGUGCACAGCUCUGUGUGGAUUACGGGACCCGCCAGGGGUGUCCUGCGCACUGCCAGAGCUCACAAGGGGCGCGCCACUUGUGACAGGUGGACGAACGCUGCGCGUCAGGCUGACCGGACUGCAAGCUUCACUUCUGGGCAAAAAUCAGAAGCUUCGCCUGAACUUCAUUCGUGACAACUGCCUGAACCUCCGCAGCAAGAUGAAACUAUGGGGCGGAAAAGCAUACUUGAAGUACCUUGUGUUCGUAAGCCUUGUGCAAGGUUGCUGUGGUGCUCAUGGGAAAUAUGCUCACAAAUUGUUGAAUGAUCUCUUUGCCAACUACACAAGUGCACUGCGGCCAGUGGAGGACACAGAUAAAGCUUUGAAUGUCACCCUGCGCAUCACUUUAUCCCAGAUCAUUGACAUGGAUGAAAGAAAUCAAAUCCUUACAGCGUACCUGUGGAUCCGACAGGUGUGGACUGAUGCGUACCUGAGGUGGAAUAAGGAUGAUUAUGAUGGGCUUGAUACCAUCCGCAUACCUAGUAGUUAUGUAUGGAGACCUGAUAUAGUCCUAUAUAACAAUGCUGAUGACCAAUUCACUGGCUCUAUGGAGACCAAUGUUGUUAUUAGACAUGAUGGUCAAAUAAUGUGGGACUCACCAGCUAUCACCAAAAGCUCCUGCAAGGUGGAUGUUUCCUUUUUUCCAUUUGAUGGACAACAGUGCAGACUUACCUUUGGUUCUUGGACAUACAAUGGAAAUCAGAUUGAUAUUUUAAAUGGCCUUGACAGUGGGGACCUGACAGAUUUUGUGGAAAAUGUGGAAUGGGAGGUCUUAGGCAUGCCCGCCAAGAAGAAUGUUAUUCUUUAUGGUUGCUGCUCAGAUCCUUAUCCGGAUGUCACCUACACUCUUAAGCUUAAGAGAAGAGCCUCCUUUUACAUUUUCAACUUGCUAAUUCCAUGUAUUAUGAUCUCCUUUCUUGCUCCUUUGGGGUUCUAUCUGCCUGCUGACUCAGGAGAAAAGGUUUCCCUUGGCGUCACUGUGCUUUUAGCACUGACGGUCUUCCAGCUGCUUGUAGCAGAGAGUAUGCCACCUUCAGAAAAUGUUCCUCUUAUUGGAAAAUACUACAUUGCCACAAUGACCCUGAUAACGGCAUCAACUGCCUUGACAAUUUUUAUCAUGAACAUCCAUCACUGUGGACCAGAUGCCAAGCCUGUUCCAAAGUGGGCAAAAACGAUUGUUCUGCAAUAUAUGGCCAAAAUUUUCUUUGUGUAUGAAGUGGGUGAGAACUGCAUGAGUCCUCAGCCUGACAAACCCGAUGCAGCACCACCAGCGAAGACUAACACAAUGAAUGGUCAGGCCAAGAAAGAUGACUUUGUGUUAAAGAUUAAAAAGAGUCAGGAUGGUCUGGCACAGAAGCUUCAAGAAAUUCAGGAGGAGUUUGAUCAACGUGGGACUCCUGCUGCAUCGAUGGCAAACACACCUACCAAUUGCUACACUCCAUGGAAAGAAGAAGGAAAGUAUGUCAGUUUGGACAGAGGAGACUGUGGUGGUGGAGGUAAAAAUAAAGACACAUUUUGUAAGGUGCAAUGUGUGUGCCACCAUCACGACCUACUGAGGAACAUUGAGUAUAUCGCCAACUGCUAUCGAGAUCAGAAAGCCACCCAGAGAAGAACUACAGAAUGGAAGAAGGUGGCCAAGGUAAUGGAUCGCUUCUUUAUGUGGAUCUUCUUCAUCAUGGUUUUUUUCAUGAGUCUGCUUAUCAUGGGAAAAGCGGUUUAAACAAAAGCCAAUUCUCAGUAAUUAAGAGGAUGCAUGCCUGCUCCUUAAAUUUGAAGGAAAUGCUGGAAGGUUUUGAAAAUCACUGCAGCCAAAGUUUCAUUACCCUUCCCAAAAAAUGUACUCACAAUGAACAAUGAAUACCCAAGGAUUUAAAUUAAACAAAUAGUAAUGCUGUCUGUUUGUCUUUUAAAAAAAUACGGCUUUAGGUUUGCUCUUCAGGUUUCAUUACGUGUCUGGAUGUAAACAAAAACACAAUGUACAAAAGCUGGAAGCAUUUUCACUUCUUUUUGUGAUGUACUUCUUGAACCUUAUAGAUCUAUUCAUAGAAUUGUUAAGUAGAGGAAAGCUGAAGGCUUUAUAUUUACAGUGUUGACAACAUAUUCAGAGUGUUUAGAACAUAUGCAGACCCCUUCACUUUCUACACAUUUUGCUAUGUUGCAGCCUUUUGCUAAAAUCAUUUAAAUAAUU